AUGAUAAAGGAAAAUGAUAGAUAUGGUGAAGAUAGUAGAUACUCUAUUUAAAACUAAACAGAAUCAACAGAAUAUGAAAGAAUGAUAAUAUAAUUAUAGAAUUAGAUUGAAACACUUAAUGAUAGGUUAUUAGAAAAUAGUUUUACAAAUUUGGAGCUAAAAUAAACAAUUAAAAAACUUGAAAUGCUUGAAUAAGAAAAAGAAGGAAAAAUAAAAUAAUUAAAUGCUAAAAUGUAAAAUAAUUAUGCUAUAUAGAGAAUUAAUAAAUAAAGCCUAAAAAGAUAAAAGAAAUAGACAUUUGAAAGAGAUUUAUAGUCUUAAAAAGUUUACAUAUCAAAUUCUUUAAAGAUAUGUGAGUCAUCAAAUUUAUGAUGAGAAUGAUGAAAACUUUUAUGAUUAUGAAUCAAAUAUUGAGAAUAUUAUUGAAGAAAUUAUUCAAUCAUAAAAAUGUUAAAUUGUUUAAAUAAGAAAAUCAUUUGAACCUAUUUUAUAGUAAUAAUAAAUAGUUAUUUAAAAUAAUGAUUAUCAUAAUUUGGAAUNUUAUUUCAAUGUAAUUUUAUAGAUUAUAUUAUGA
Paramecium primaurelia is the source of this 574-nucleotide messenger RNA. The record is from the annotation of a GenBank genome assembly. NCBI's taxonomy places the organism in Eukaryota, Ciliophora, Oligohymenophorea, Peniculida, Parameciidae.